Molecule: messenger RNA, 411 nt
Organism: Penaeus chinensis
Lineage: Eukaryota; Metazoa; Arthropoda; Malacostraca; Decapoda; Penaeidae
Product: histone H3.3A-like
Exons: 1
Coding region: 1-411 (136 amino acids)
Cellular component (GO): nucleosome
Molecular function (GO): DNA binding; structural constituent of chromatin; protein heterodimerization activity
Source: RefSeq, a predicted model, not a curated record
AUGGCCCGCACCAAGCAGACCGCCCGCAAGUCCACGGGAGGGAAAGCCCCUCGCAAGCAGCUGGCCACCAAGGCCGCCCGCAAGUCCGCCCCUGCGUCGGGAGGCGUCAAGAAGCCCCACCGCUACCGCCCCGGCACGGUGGCCCUUCGGGAGAUCCGUCGCUACCAGAAGUCCACGGAGCUGCUCAUCCGCAAGCUGCCCUUCCAGCGCCUCGUCAGGGAGAUCGCGCAGGACUUCAAGACGGACCUGCGGUUCCAGAGCGCGGCCAUCGGGGCGCUGCAGGAGGCCUCCGAGGCUUACCUGGUGGGCCUGUUCGAGGACACCAACCUGUGCGCCAUCCACGCCAAGAGGGUCACCAUCAUGCCCAAGGACAUCCAGCUGGCCAGACGCAUUCGCGGAGAAAGGGCCUAG